Molecule: messenger RNA, 783 nt
Organism: Aphanomyces astaci
Lineage: Eukaryota; Oomycota; Saprolegniomycetes; Saprolegniales; Verrucalvaceae
Exons: 1
Coding region: 112-729 (205 amino acids)
Biological process (GO): lipid biosynthetic process
Molecular function (GO): iron ion binding; oxidoreductase activity
Source: RefSeq, a predicted model, not a curated record
CCAAGGUGGCACGUUGGUGCGUCCUGCGUCUUGGCUUCAGUCAUCUACCUAGCGUACGCAGCGUCAAGACUCCUCUCGGUGCAUGCUUGCGCUGCAUUUCUGGUGGUCUUUAUGGGCUACAUCGUCUUCUCAUCGCUGCUGCAUGUGAUCUUCUACCGCCGCGGUCCAGUCCACGUUCGCUCUGUCCACCACGGGUCGUUGAUCUCGUUCAAUCUCAUCAUGGCGGCAGCGUACGCCAUGGUGUCGACAGAACUGCAUGUGCGAGGUCUCAGUCUCAUGCAGUUCGACGCGGUAUGGCCUUCGUGGCUGGCCAUAACCGGCCAAGUGGUGGGCGCGAUGUUGGGGGCCAACCACGUCGAGUACUACUGGCACCGCCUCCUCCACUCCCGCUUCCUGUACACCCGCGUCCACAAAGUACAUCAUCACUACAAGCAUCCCCACCCAUUCGACGACAUGUACAUGCAUCCGGUGGAAGGCGCCGCGUACUUCUUCAUCCUCUACGGCCCUCCUUUCGUUCUGCCCAUGCACGUAGUGUCGUUUGUGUUGUACAUGAUGGUCAUGGGUCUCUUCGGAGUACUGGAUCACUCGGGCGUGUCUUUCCACCUUCCGUACGUGUACAGCUCGACAGACCAUGCUACGCACCACACAAAAGUGAAUUCCAACCUUGGGUUUCCAUUCCCAUAUUGGGACCUCGUUCACGGCACAUAUGAUGGAGACUUUGGAGCCUAAGUUAGCCUAGUCGUGGUGUUGAGCUAUUAAACGUAGUGUUCGAAUGAAAAGUUG